AGUAUAUAACUAACUCCUCCUCUCAUUCCCCAUUUAUAUCAUCUUCUCCCCCGCAUCGCAUUUCCCCAAAUCCAUUGCCGAUUCCUUGGAAUCUGCCGCAUUGUAGUCAGUCGAUCGGAAGAUCUAAGAGCGAGCUGCGAUGAAGGUGAUUGAGAAGAUCAGGGAGCUGUCCAAGGAGGAGAACAAUGGCGGCAAGGUGGUCUUCUCCUUCGAGUUCUUCCCUCCUAAGACGCAGGACGGAGUUGAGAACCUCUUCGAGCGGAUGGAGCGCAUGGUGGCCCACAACCCUACCUUCUGCGACAUCACCUGGGGCGCCGGUGGCUCCACCGCCGAUCUCACCCUCGAGAUCGCCAGCCGGAUGCAGAAUAUGGUCUGCGUCGAGACCAUGAUGCAUCUCACCUGCACCAAUAUGCCUGUUGAGAAGAUCGAUCACGCUCUCGACACCAUCAAAUCCAACGGCAUCCAGAACGUCCUCGCCCUCCGCGGCGACCCUCCUCACGGCCAGGACAAGUUCGUCCAGGUCGAGGGUGGGUUCUCCUGCGCCUUGGACCUCGUGAAGCACAUUCGGGACAAGUAUGGAGAUUAUUUCGGGAUCACAGUUGCCGGUUAUCCAGAGACACAUCCUGAUGUUAUACCUGCUAGUGGAGUGGCUACGCCUGAGGCCUACCAGAAUGACCUUGCCUAUCUCAAGAGAAAGGUUGAUGCUGGUGCAGACCUCAUAAUUACUCAACUAUUCUAUGACACUGACACUUUCCUCAAAUUUGUGAAUGAUUGUCGUCAAAUUGGAAUAACAUGUCCCAUUGUUCCUGGAAUUAUGCCCAUUAACAAUUACAAUGGCUUUAUCCGUAUGACCGGCUUCUGCAAAACCAAAAUCCCCCCUGAGAUUAUGGCUGCUCUGGAACCAAUUAGGGACAAUGAAGAAGCUGUAAAGGCUUAUGGAAUUCACCUGGCAACUGAGAUGUGCAAGAAGAUUAUUGCUAGUGGAAUUAAGACAUUACACCUUUACACACUGAAUAUGGAUAAAUCUGCAUUGGCAAUAUUGAUGAAUCUUGGAUUAAUUGAUGAGUCCAGUAUUUCAAGAUCGUUACCUUGGAGACGUCCCACAAAUGUUUUUCGUACAAAGGAAGAUGUCAGACCCAUAUUUUGGGCAAAUCGUCCAAAAAGCUACAUUUCAAGGACCAUAGGCUGGGAUGAAUACCCACAAGGCCGAUGGGGUGAUUCCCGAAAUCCAUCCUAUGGAGCGCUUUCUGACUAUCAGUUCAUGCGACCACGUGCACGUGAUAAGAGAUUUCAUGAUGAAUGGGUUGUCCCAUUGAAUACCAUUGAAGAUAUUUGUGAGUUAUUUUCCAAGUACUGUCUCGGAAGAGUCAGAAGUAAUCCUUGGUCUGAACUAGAUGGGCUUCAGCCAGAGACAAGAUUUAUAGACGAAAAAUUGGCCGAUAUUAAUAAAAAAGGGUUCCUUACCAUCAACAGCCAACCAGCAGUUAACGGAGCAAAGUCUGAUUCACCUUCUGUUGGUUGGGGUGGCCCUGGUGGUUACGUAUACCAGAAAGCAUAUCUGGAGUUUUUCUGCUCAAGGCAGAAGCUAAAUGCUCUAGUUGAGAAAUGCAAAAGCUUUCCCUCUCUGACCUACAUUGCAGUGGAUAAGGAAGGAACUUGGAUUUCUAAUGUGAAGCAGACUGACGUGAAUGCCGUGACAUGGGGGGUGUUUCCAGCCAAGGAGAUUGUUCAACCAACAAUUGUCGAUCCUGCCAGCUUUAUGAUAUGGAAGGAGGAGGCUUUUGAAGCAUGGUCUAAGUGUUGGGGACACCUAUACCCCGAGUCUGAUCUAUCCAGAAAAUUGCUUGACGAGGUUGAAAGCACAUAUUUCUUGGUCAGUUUGGUGGAUAAUGAUUACAUAAGUGGUGAUCUGUUUGGCAUCUUCAACGAUAUGUAAGGGGCUCUCUUUCUAUGUUAUUCAUUCCUCUGAAACUCCAAUUGUUUUCCACUCGAAUCAAAGGUAGCAAGCACGGUGCUAUGGUUUUUUUUCACUUGUGUGUGUGUGUGUGUGUGUGUGUUACUGUACCACAAUGGUGUACUAUGAUUUUCCAGUCGUUAUUUAAACAAUAUAAUAAGCAGACAUAGUGUUGAAUACGGAGUAGAUUGUAUUAUUUCCCAACAACAAUAAUUUUCGUUGAUGUCUUAUAUUCCAUUAAACAUAAUUGGAGAGUUGAUCCUUGAUUUGUUCCAUAAAACGCGUCUAUUAUU
Messenger RNA from Cuscuta campestris, 2247 nucleotides. The record is from the annotation of a GenBank genome assembly. NCBI's taxonomy places the organism in Eukaryota, Viridiplantae, Streptophyta, Magnoliopsida, Solanales, Convolvulaceae.